AUGGAAGACGAAAUCUCUCAUAUCUUUGAAGAUAGAAAUAUCCCAUUCAAAUAUGAAACUAUUCGGACCGCCAUCACGGAGCCUGGUACCGGGAGCUGGGUCUCAGAGCAUCUUCGAAAUGAUACCCUACUCUCAAAAGACGAAAUCACCAUAUACACGAAGCUAGGGUCCUCUGCUAGUGUUUAUCAACAGGAGGAACUGCAAUCCACCAGGCCGAUUCUUGACGAUGAGCUUAAAAGGGCGAUUGAGUUGCUCAAUACGUCAACGGCCGCGAUCGAUCGUCAAACAGAAGCUUUAAAAUUUCAAUGCAAGGAGCUGAGAUCUCAAAUUGAUCAAGGGACGCGUGUUGAGCAGCAGCGUUCGAAAUCGACUGCGAGGCUGUCGACCGGACAUACCGCGGAAACUCAACGGAUUAAUUUAGCGAUUGAUGAUAUGAUCCAUGAUUUUGAGGAGAUGCUACAGACGACACAGAAAGAGCUAUCAACCGAUCAAAAUAGCUUACUUUCGAAUGUGUCCAGCCUUCUGAGAGAGCACGAUGCAAUACUUCGAAAUAUGGAAAAUAUGGCAGCCGAAUCUCAAUCUGAAGAAGAUAGUAAUCUCUUAAGAAAACGUGCUGCUUCUCUAUCUACAUUACUAGCGAGAUAUCUAAGCGAAGAAAUCAAAUGCCGUUUAGAUCGCGUGUUUCUAGAGACGAUGGAAAAGAACGAACUCGUAAAUUGCGACGAGCACCAUGUUUUUGACCAGGCUGAGAGCGUGGAAGCUGAAAUCAGCUCUCUGUACCCCGAAAUUACCGUUCUUUCAGACAUGGCAGCCAGGAAACAAUUUCGAUCCCCGGUGUUGAACGCACUUGAGGAAUGGCGGUCACAAUCACGACUUCAAGUUGAAGAGCAGCUGCAGCAGAUUCAUGAAAUGAUAUGCGAACUGACCGAAUCAACGAUCCAUAUCACCGAAAAGGUGAAAUGUCGACAAAAUCAUAACUUUACUCUUAUCUCUCUUACCUCUACAUACCACGAACAAGUUAGCAACCGCCAACUCCAAGAUCCAAAAUCAGAAAACAAGCGGCUGUCGAGGUACACCCCAAGACUAUCACAAGCAUAUGCCGGUUCACGGGGCUCUUUGGAAGUCAACAGCGACAAUAGCAUUCAAGAAACAUCCAAGAAAGAGUCGACUCAAUCCCUAGAGAACCUGCUUAGGCGCUUUGGCGCUUCUCUAUCUUCUCUACAGAAUGCGGACUCAACAGAGGCUGUCCAUCAGAUACUUAACGAAAAACGAUUAUACAUUCUGGAAAUGCUCGAACGCCUGUAUGAUACUAUAACGGCACCGCUUGCCCCGAAUCUCGAUGCGGCCGAUAAAGCUAGACAGCUCCUCUCAGCCGCCGUGCAAUAUGGUGCCAACUCUACAGGGCCCUUGGGAAAUACAGCCCAGCAACAACGAACUGAGGAACUACAGGCGAAAAUUGCGAUUAUUCAGAAAGGUGUUGAAGGUAUUGGUUCUGAAAGCUUGUAUAGUUCUGGCCGUACUCGAGAGCGCUUUUUGGAGACGUGGGGUUGA
Ophidiomyces ophidiicola is the source of this 1551-nucleotide messenger RNA. It is a transcript of the gene CAX5, whose product is annotated as Vacuolar cation/proton exchanger 5. Lineage: Eukaryota; Fungi; Ascomycota; Eurotiomycetes; Onygenales; Onygenaceae. The transcript is spliced from 4 exons. Bases 1 to 1551 code for a protein of 516 amino acids. The record is from RefSeq and is a predicted model, not a curated record.